Messenger RNA from Xiphias gladius (swordfish), 2001 nucleotides. RefSeq names its product minichromosome maintenance domain containing 2 (gene mcmdc2). NCBI's taxonomy places the organism in Eukaryota, Metazoa, Chordata, Actinopteri, Istiophoriformes, Xiphiidae. The record is from RefSeq and is a predicted model, not a curated record.
AUGGCUGACAAUUUAUCGUUGAAAGAAUCAGCUGUGGGCUAUUUAGACAGAAGUGGUGGCCUUCAGAAACUGACCGAAGACUGCAAACAAUUCAAAGAUACCCAACACAAUGAGGCAGUGUACAGGUUUUGAAUCAGUGUGAAUCCUUUUGAUGUGAUAGAGUUGGAUCCAGUAUUGGGUGACUGUGUUCUACAUGACCCCAUAAGGGCAACAGCAUUGUUUCAAUCUGUUUGCUUCCUGGCCAUAAAGAGUCUUUCACUUGUUGAAAAACUACACACACAGAGUCAGGUGAAAGUAAUUCUGAAGUUGACACACCUGCCUCCAUUCCCUGAGUACAAGCUGGAACUUUGCAGUUUUCCUCGUGGCUAUGGCCCCAUGAGGCCUGUCUCCAUGCAGGGCUUGGUCAUUGCCGUUACAAAGGUCAUGAAAUGCACCCAGAGGGCCUGGUUCCCCUGCAUCAAUGAUGACUGCCCCUGCCCUACAGGGUUCCACCACAUCUGAAUCCAUGCACCCAGAGCCACAGAGUCAGCUACUUUGACAAACGACUUCAACUGCAUAACUUAAAACUCCCAAAUGAAAGAGGAUGGGAAGUUCAGAGUCUUGGGAGACAAACAGCUUGUGGAGCUGAUCCAUAUCAACGCACUGGAUAUUCUGAAAGCCCAUCAGCAAAGCUCACUCAACCAGUCUGUCACUCUGAUUCUCAGAGAUGAGCUGUGUAACAAUAAAUUCUACAGGGUGUUAGGCAUUCCUGCGCAUGUGCACCAAUGGCCCAACAUUACCUGGAGUGUAGAGACAAAUAGCGUCCAACCAUGGGAGCCAGAUUAUCCCCAUAAAGUCAGUGUCAGUUUCCAGAAGCUGUUGAAGGCCACGGCCUCGUCUCCCUGGAGGUUCCCUGCCAUUGUAGCUCACUGCCUUGGGUUGGACUUAGCUCCUCCAGGCUUACACGACACACUAAAGCUGGGGUUGUUGCUCAGCUUGGUGCAAACCAGAGCAGAUGCAAAAGACACAUUUCACAACUUGGAUCUUCUAGUUGUCACCACGAACACUCUCAUAUUAGACAGACUAAUGGCAUACAGCUUGGGUUUGGCAUGUCAUGGGGUCAGGCAUCAGGCCUCGGAAGAGAUGUUUGCAUCUCUGUCCCAGGACGAACAUGGAGCAGGCACUACUAACAUCUAUGCUGGUUCUGCCCUGCUAGCCACUGGGGGUAUAUGCAUGUUUGGAGAUCUUGGUUGUCACAAAAACGACAGGUUGGAUUCCAUUCAGUCAGUUCUGGAGAGCUGCACUGUGUCUGUGUUAAUCCCGGGAAAGAAGAACGGUGAGGAUGCUGACCAGCAGCUUUACUUACCAUUCCAAUGCAACUUCUGGGCCCUCACAGAUUCCUCUUAAUGGUCUGGGAGUGCAGACUGUGCCAUACUGGGAACAGCAGAAAUGGGUCCCAUACCAAUUGAGCUGGCAGACUCCUUUGGCCUGGUAAUUCAGUGUAGGGCUACGGUGGGAGAGCAGGCCUUCCUUGCCCAGACUGUCCACACGCUCGAGCAGGCAGUACAGCCGGGAAAACCCCUCUACCCAUUCUGCUGGGAGUUUUCUCAAGACUACCAGGAGCUGGUAGCCCACACACAAAGUUUACGUGGAGCAGAGAAAAUGAUCAAUGGUUACAACAUGGCCAGCCAUAGGGUCCGAACAGUGAGUCAGGGUGUCAAGAUGUCUGUGACCUCUGUCAAAUUACUGUAAGCACUCUACUCUUUGGCUGAGGCCCACUGCAAGUUAUGUCUCAGAACACGCAUACUGGAGGAAGCUGUGCUCCUGUGUGAAAACUGAUGCCUGCCUCUUCCUUUAGGGGCCUCUUCUCUCGUUAUUCCAUUUAAUGCAGUGUUUCCAUGUGACCUGGGAGAUGUGGAUGGUUUGCAAAGGAGAGAGAUAAUCCUGGAUGAGCUCCACGAGAAUAUCCUGUGCUUCAUUAACGCCUACACACCGGGAGACACAUACAUCACAGAAGAGUAA